Molecule: messenger RNA, 2601 nt
Organism: Lacerta agilis (Sand lizard)
Lineage: Eukaryota; Metazoa; Chordata; Lepidosauria; Squamata; Lacertidae
Product: zinc finger protein OZF-like
Exons: 4
Coding region: 232-1530 (432 amino acids)
Biological process (GO): regulation of transcription by RNA polymerase II
Cellular component (GO): nucleus
Molecular function (GO): DNA-binding transcription factor activity, RNA polymerase II-specific; RNA polymerase II cis-regulatory region sequence-specific DNA binding
Source: RefSeq, a predicted model, not a curated record
UCCGGCAUCUCUUGUCUCUGGUCUCCAUGUGCUGCCUCGGUUUCCCUCCUGGGAAGAAUCCGAGGCAAGAAAGAACACGAAAGAUUUGCAACCACCAAACACAGCCUCCGCUUCCUACCACUGUUUCCAAAAGUCCUCCUAUCCACCCUAUGGAGUUGGGGAAUCGCGCCUGAGAGGAAAGUUUGCCAUGGACCCUGCAGCUUGUUUUGGCUCCUCAACACCCCAGGAAGGAUGAAAGAGAUGGAUCCUGCAAAGCUAGUGAGGAUGGAAGGGGGAAGAUGGAUGGUUGACCCCACAACCUCUGAGCAUUCUGUCCCAGGGACCUCCGAGAGAUCUGAUGGUGAUGAAUUGGAAGGGAAGAACAAGGGGGACCACAACAGAAUCCACUUAUCGGAGAAGUCAGAUAAAUAUUCAGAGUGUGGAGAGAACAUCGAUCAGAGCUCCCAGUCCACCUCCCAUCAAAGAACAAGCUUCGUUCGGAGGGAUAGCCUCACUUCACACAAAAGAGCACAGAGUAGGGAGAAAUUGUAUCAGUGCAGAGAAUGUGGAAAGAGCUUCAGUCGGAAGGAUAGUCUCAUUUCCCAUCAAAGAAUUCAUACAGGGGAGAAACCCUAUCAGUGCUUGGAAUGUGGGAAGAGCUUCAGUCAAAGUGCCACGCUCUCUUCUCAUCAAAGAAUUCAUACAGGGGAGAAACCCUAUCAGUGCUUGGAAUGUGGAAAGAGCUUCAGUCAGAGCACCCAUCUCACUUCCCAUCAAAGAACUCAUACAGGUCAGAAACCCUAUCAGUGCUUGGAAUGUGGGAAAAGCUUCAGUCAGAGUUCCAAUUUCACUUCCCAUCAAAGAAUUCAUACAGGGGAGAAACCCUAUCAGUGCUUAGAAUGUGGGAAAAUCUUCAGUCGGAGUGACUCUCUCACUUCCCAUCACAUAAUUCAUACAGGGGAGAAACCCUAUCAGUGCUUGGAAUGUGGAAAGAGCUUCAGACAGAGAUCAGAGCUCACUUACCAUCAAAGAAUUCAUACAGGGGAGAAACCCUAUCAGUGCUUGGAAUGUGGAAAGAGCUUCAGACAGAGCUCAGAGCUCAAUUACCAUCAAAGAAUUCAUACAGGGGAGAAACCCUAUCAGUGCUUGGAAUGUGGAAAGAGCUUCAGUCGGAAGGAUAGUCUCACUUCCCAUCAAAGAAUUCAUACAGGGGAGAAACCCUAUCAGUGCUUGGAAUGUGGAAAGAGCUUCAGACAGAGCUCAGAGCUCACUUUCCAUCAAAGAAUUCAUACAGGGGAGAAACCCUAUCACUGCUUAGAAUGUGGAAAGAGCUUCAGGCAGAGCUCUGAGCUCACUUUCCAUCAAAGAAUUCAUACAGGGGAGAAACCCUAUCAGUGCUUGGAAUGUGGGAAAAGCUUCAGUCAAAGCGCCCAUCUCACUUCCCAUCAAAGAACUCAUACAGGUCAGAAACCCUAUCAGUGCUUGGAAUGUGGGAAAAGCUUCAGUCAGAGUUCCAAUCUCACUUCCCAUCAAAGAAUUCAUACAAGAUAGAAUACCUCUUAGUGUUUGGAAUGUGGGAAAAGGUUCAUUCUCAUGGCCCACCAAAUAAUUCAUACAGGGUUGAAAGCAUAUCAGCGCAUGGAAUGUGGAUAAAAUUUCACUUGUCAAAAAGUUAAUUUAAGAACUCACAGCAGGGUGGAUAAUAAAACUGUAGAUUGAGAAUCUAGUCCAACCCCAACCAGAACUCUCAUUUAAAGCAUCCAUGACAGAUGGCCAUCCAACUUCUUCCUAAAAAGCUCCAAUGAAGGAGAGUUCACCCUGUUCCAAGGGAGUUCCUUUUCACUGUCAGCUCUUACUAUCAGAAAGUUAUUUCUGAUCUUUAUUAGGUGUCUCCUUUCUUGUUACUUGAAUCCAUUCGUUUAGGUCCCAUCCACUGGAGCAGAAGGAAACAAGUUUGCUCCAUCUUCCAUGGGAAAUCACUACAAACAGAGGAACAUAGAAGUUAAGGAAAUCCCCCUAAGACUAGUGAAAAAAGGAACUAACUAUAGAUUAUUGAUGGAAGCACUAAAAAAGAAAACUGUCCCAUUUUGUUUGGAUUAUCUGGAGGGGAUCUUGUUUAUUUAUGAAGGGGGGAAAUGAAGAUGUGUGGAACCAAUGAAGGCGGGAUCUCUAAAGAGAAAAUAUAAAAAAAGACUUUGGAUAAGACUUCUGGUGUGAUCGCUAUGGCGUUUAGCUGCUUUCCCAAUCGUGCAAAUAAACAAGGUUAAUCUGAGGGUAAUGUCUGGGGUGGUGUGCCUUCACCCGCGGGUCAUCCGAUAUCUGCCGCUUGCUACAAUGGAAUGCGGGGGCAGGGGCGCUGGGUGUUUAGCAUUGCACGAAUUGGAAACUCUCCAAUGCCAACACCAUGAGUAGGACCAUUCCUGUUUUUCAAGAAAGAUUUGAAUUUGGACUUUGAAACAGGCAUGUUCUCGAAAGGAGACAAAAAAGGCCCACGGUUAAUAUUUUUUUUAAAAAAAUGUUUUUUAUUAAAUUUCUUCUCUCAUAACAAAUAUCCAAUACCAUUACCAAAUGUACUGUCAGGGAAUUGUCCCCGUUGCAGCGGAAGGUGGUGGAAGGGCUCUC